AUGGAUUGUUGUUCAGGUCAUGUGAUGCCCCCCCCCCCAGCUGAGCCAGUGUCUGACUACUUCCUGAAAGUGUUGCACUCCUGUUCUAACCCAGCUGUGGUGCUGGUGGAGUGUCUGGUCUCUUAUGACACUGGAGUAAACGUCACGGUAUUCCAGAGACACUGGAGCUAUGAGCCGGGUCCGGACUGGUAUAGGACUCUGCUACUGAGCCUCCCUUACAGGCUGGUGUACCAGCCUGACUGGGCUGUGUCCGACACUCCGUGGGUGAUCGGCGGGAUGCUGCGUGCCUGCGUCAGUGAGGAGGGAUCUGAGGACAGUUACAUGCCAGCCCAGGCCACUGCAGUGGUCAGCUUGCAGCCCACACCCCCUAAAGCAGCAUCAAGUCUGCCCUGGCUGGGCUACACAGAUGCUGUGGCUAACCCGCAGUACCACCACUGCAAAAUGCCCCGUGGAACAAGGGAAUUACUGUAGUGUAGAGUUAGUUUGAAAAAUGUCAGUCCACAUUCAUACAUUAGUUGACAAUACAAAAUGAAGAUAUUUAAAACCACAUUGUGGACUACUCAAGUAGAGUUUUGAGACACUAAAAUCAGUCAUAGUCAAACAAGGUAUAGAAGUGUAGGACAUCUGUCAGUCAGUCAUUCAUUUUCAACAUAUUUAGGCUAUGAACUAUAACAAAUGUAAUGCAAACCUUUAUAUCCAUUUAUCCAGCAUCUCUCCUUUUAUCACAAAAUAAUCUCCUGUUCAGAGACGGUCCAUUUGUUGUCGUCCAUGUAUGCCUCAACUGGAGAGAACUUUGGCAUCACCAAGACAUUAAAUGCCUAUUGCAACGAGGUCCUGGAGUACUUGCGGCUCCAAUCUAUUUAUUUUCCAUGGUAAGGCCACCACGUAGUUUGUAUGUGCGUGCUAAAAGACGUGGGCUUCGUGUUGGGGGAUAUUAAUAUAGGAUGAUAUUUGAUACUUUUAUUCUCCCCUGUUGCCAGGUGUGUGUUCUCCACCUAG
This is a messenger RNA of Coregonus sp. 'balchen', 999 nucleotides long. The record is from the annotation of a GenBank genome assembly. NCBI's taxonomy places the organism in Eukaryota, Metazoa, Chordata, Actinopteri, Salmoniformes, Salmonidae.